AUGUAAAUAGAGCAACCACAGAUUAAAAAGUAAUAUGAAAAGGCUCAUGUUUCUUUGCAUCAUAAACAAAUUCCAUAUUUACCAUCCACCAUCACAGCUCUCUCAAAUAAUCCUAUGUAGCAAUUAUUGCUGGUUGGUAAAGAAAAUGGAGUGAUUGAAAUCUAUUCUUAUCCAACAUACACUCAAAUUUCAAUUUGUUGUUCCAUCAAUAGUUAAAUUCGUUCACUCUUUUGGAUUGAUGAAGAACAUUUCAUUUGUGCAUAUUUAAGUGGUCAAAUUUCAUUGUUUAAUAUUCACGAUUAUAAACCUCUAAAUAAUUUUUAAUUGCCAGAUAAUAUUAAUAUCUAUGAAUCCAUACCCACCAUUGACUCAUACUUUUUAUGUGCUUGCAGUGAUGGUUCCAUCAGAAAAUUCGAUUAUUAAAACAAUAAAAUAUAUCAAAUUCAACAAUCACAACAAUUAGAUUGCCAAUGUUUAUCGAUUGCUAUUAAUAAAGAAUAUGUUUAUGCAUCUUUCUCUAAUGGGUCUAUCAGAUAAUUAACCUAAAAGACAUUAUUGCAAUAACAAACAUGGCAACUCAAUAUAAGCAGUUCCAAAAUUGCCAAAGCUAAUGUUAUUAUCCCUUGGAAAUUAUGUAUUUGCAAUAAUAAUCUCUUUAUUGGAUCAUCAAAUGGCAGUGUGAUUAUUUAUGAGACCUAAUUUAACACUGAAAUCCAACAAAUACAAACACACAUGUCAGAUAUUCUUACUUUAUAUCCAAAUCUAAAUAAUGUUUAUGUGAGUGGAGUAGAUAGCAAAAUUGUUUGUUUAUCAUAUAAUGGAUCACAAUAUUAAAUAACCUAACAAAUAAGAGGACAAUCUCAUGAUGUUUAUGCCUUUGAAAUCAUUAAGAAUAAUAUCCUUAUAUCUGGAGGUCUUAAUACUGAUAUUUGUUAUUAUAAAUUAGAUGGCAAUGGUUAAUUACUUUAAUAGAAUUAGUUUACACAUAUUUUCACUAUUCCUAGAAGUGAACAAUUUAUUUGCAAUCAUUAAUAUAUUGCAAUUAAUAAAUAUGAUUCUAUAGAUUUGUUAUCUUAUGAUAUUGAAUCUGAUCCUAUCUAUUGGUGUGAAUUCAAACUCUAGAAACCAGCUCAUUUUAUUAAAUUGACUAAAAAUUUAUUGUGUUAUGGUUAGAGUGAUUAAACUGUUGCCAUGAGUGAAGUUGAUAAGCAAUUUAAAAAAUAUAAAGUUUAUCCGCAUUUCAAAUGUAUGGAGUUUGAUCACACUUAAAAGUCAUUUUAUAGUAUUGACAAAGAUGAUAAACUAUUUAAACAUAAAUUUAAUGGACAAUCUCAAUUUAUAGCUUAAUUAAUUCAUGGAUAACCAAAAUUAAUGAAAUUUGUUAAUAAAAGAAUACUAAUAAUCACAUAUCCUUACUUACAAAAGUUCAUUUCUGUAAAUGUCGUUAACAAUACUGUUGAGUAAAUUGACUGUAGAUCUAAUCAAAAUUAUGUAACGAAUAUUUUGAUAAUCAAUGGCAAAUGUAUGAAAAUACUUGUCACUUAUGCUUCUCACAUUUUUGCAAUUUACAACUACGAUUUCAAAGAAUAAUUAUGGCAAAUGAAUUCAUAUUCUAAAGAACAUAUGAUGCAUUCUCCUCUUAAUGUUUCUCUUUUAAAGGAUCCAAUAAGAGGAGCAAUCACUGAUAAUUAAGAUAGCAAAAGAAUGUUAUUAUUUACUAAUAAUCAUUUCAUUAGACUUCAUCAAAGAGGAGUACCACCUAAAGAAGUAAAGGAGUAAGAAUUCAGUAAGAUGCUGUAACCAGAGAAGAAGGAUUCUGGAUAAAAAUUGGAUAUCGUUGACAAUUAUGCAUUGAUUUAUCACAAUUAUGUGAUCUUGAAUUGCUUGAAUGUCAGCAAUUAGAAUUACAUCUUAUUGGAAUGGGAUAAAUAAGCCACCUUUUCUUAAAUUCAAGGUGCAUUUGAUGGAAAAAAAUAUAAGCGUUGA
Paramecium tetraurelia is the source of this 1986-nucleotide messenger RNA. RefSeq lists its product as uncharacterized. The transcript has 3 exons. Lineage: Eukaryota; Ciliophora; Oligohymenophorea; Peniculida; Parameciidae. Gene Ontology annotation, biological process: maturation of SSU-rRNA from tricistronic rRNA transcript (SSU-rRNA, 5.8S rRNA, LSU-rRNA). Gene Ontology annotation, cellular component: 90S preribosome; small-subunit processome; t-UTP complex. Gene Ontology annotation, molecular function: protein binding; RNA binding. The record is from RefSeq and is a predicted model, not a curated record.